Molecule: messenger RNA, 915 nt
Organism: Entelurus aequoreus (snake pipefish)
Lineage: Eukaryota; Metazoa; Chordata; Actinopteri; Syngnathiformes; Syngnathidae
Gene: pbdc1
Product: polysaccharide biosynthesis domain containing 1
Exons: 6
Coding region: 274-774 (166 amino acids)
Cellular component (GO): cytoplasm
Source: RefSeq, a predicted model, not a curated record
AUGUUCGGUGGAAUGAAUGCGAUAAAAUGUAUGACGUCAUGCAGAACAAAGAUCGUUGUGUGUCACGCGCGCAGAAAUGUUUGCAUCGGACUUGUUUCGUGAGUGAAUACAGAGUGUCGUCUAUGGGAAAUAAAAACAGGAAAGUACAUUUAGAAUAUCCUGGCUUCAUUAAAGUCGUUAUUGUAACAUUUUGAGCGAGCACAAGCGGACUAAAGCCGGCACAGUUUCUACCUGGUCCUUGUUCGCACGAUAGACGAUCUUUGGUCAACAAAGAUGGCGUCGAGCAAUGGCCUCGCCUCUCUGGGUCCUGACGGAGCUAAGGCCGCCGCGCAUGCGCUGUCUCUCCCCGCCGAUGAGUACGAGAAUGACGAGCGCCUGGAGGUGAUGUGGGCCAUGAAGGCCUACAACCACGCCGAGGUCUACUUCAACCUCAUUUCUUCGGUCGACCCGAAGUUCCUGAAGCUGACAAAGAUGGACGACGAGAUCUACGCGUGCUUCAAGGAAACGUUCAAACACCUGGACCUGAAGCUGCUGAACCCCGAUGACCUCAAGUCCGCCGAGGCCAAAGAGAAGUGGCGCCCUUUCUGCAACCAAUACGAAGGCCAGGUGGAGGACUUCAACUACGGGACUCUGCUGCGCUUGGACUGUGAGAAGGGCUACACGGACGAGAACACCAUCUUCACCACCAGAAUCCAGUUUUUUGCCGUGGAGAUCGCCAGAAACCGAGAAGGCUUCAACGACGCCGUGUUCUCGUCGAGGUCGUCCAAGAGUUAGCCGGGAAGGAACUCGGACCACCGGUCCUGUCUUUUGUAUGGAUCUGUAUUGGGACUGUCAUCUUGCACGUGUGCAGACCAAGGACAAAAUAAGAAUAAAUCUCACGCACAAAACAGUCUGCAAGUCUUAUGCUGUCAGCAC